AGGGGAGUUGCGUUUGAACUGCCUGCAAGUUUUUUUUUCACAUAUUUUUUCCAGCGGCUUCCUCUUUGGGAUAUCUAGUGUGAACUUCGUUUUUUUUUAUUACUUCAUGGCGCAAAUCGGAAGGCUGAAAGGACGAACAGGUCUUCGUUUGGACCUGAAUAUGAAGCCGUUAUCGUCUUCAACAAAAGAAUCGCCCAAUGCCGUUUCACUUAAACCCUCGUCAUCUACAGGCACCAACUGGCGUGAAGAUUUGCAACGCAUCGUCAGCAAAAACCGCUCACUAAGUUUUUUACCGCAAGAAGAACCUACCCCCGUCCCUACCAAUGAUUAUGUCGAUCUGAAAGCAGACGAUUUCGAAAAUAUUCAGAAGCUUGGUGAAGGAGCGGCAGGCACCGUGUGGAAAGUACGUUAUAAACCCACCGGUUUGGUCAUGGCCAAAAAGACCAUUACCGUGGAUCCUGAUCCUCAGUUACAACGUCAAAUACUAAGAGAACUGUCAUUCUUAAAAGAUUGCGGUUCUCCUCAUAUUGUGGCGUUCCAUGGUGCAUUUUUGGACGACGGAGAAACGACAAUUGCAAUCUGUAUGGAAUAUUGCGAAGGUGGUAGUUUGGAAGACAUCUACAAACGAGCUCGUGAUAUGCAAGGUGUUAUUGGCGAAACAGUGUUGGCGAAAAUUGCUGAAGCGGUCUGUAAAGGUCUCACGUACUUGCACUCACAAAAGGUUAUUCAUCGAGAUAUCAAGCCAUCCAAUAUCUUAAUGACUCGAUCUGGCGAAAUCAAGCUGUGUGAUUUAGGUGUUUCAGGUGAACUGAUCAAUUCGCUAGCACAGACAUUCACCGGUACGCAAUAUUACAUGGCGCCUGAACGUAUCAAGGGUGGCACCUAUUCCGUCCGUUCCGAUAUAUGGUCGCUCGGCCUAACUAUUAUUGAAGUAGCGCAAAAUCGACCUGCGUUGCCUCCCCCCGGCCAACCCAAUCUUUCCAUCUUUGAAUUACUCGAUUAUAUUGUGCAUCAGCCCAUGCCCAGUGUAGGCGAAGAUCGGUCAGAAGCAUGCAGAGACUUUGUUGCAAAAUGUCUGAUAAAGGACCCAUCCGAACGUCCUGGCCCGGAAAUGAUGUUGGAGCACAAGUUUAUCAAAGAAUGGGCCGAUCCAUCCAAAAAUUUGGCCCCUUGGUUAAAGGAAGUUUGGGACUGGCCGUAAAUGCUGCUACUUCCCAUUGUUUUGUUAUACCCUUGAAUUGCAGUUCUAUUUCCCCCUAUCAAACUGUUUGUAUCUGUUAGAUUUCCAUGAUAUCAUUUGUCCGUGAUAAAUACCUGUCCAGUGCGACCUUUCUGUUUUCUAUCAAAGCCAUUGCCUUUUUUUACUUGGAAAAUCAACGAUGCUUCAUCUGUGAGGAGUGUUAUAUUCAAGGAUUGUCUAUGCCAAUCUCCACGGAUUAACUAUAACAAUGCUUUGAUU
Molecule: messenger RNA, 1459 nt
Organism: Radiomyces spectabilis
Lineage: Eukaryota; Fungi; Mucoromycota; Mucoromycetes; Mucorales; Radiomycetaceae
Product: kinase-like domain-containing protein
Exons: 6
Coding region: 107-1201 (364 amino acids)
Biological process (GO): protein phosphorylation
Molecular function (GO): protein kinase activity; ATP binding
Source: RefSeq, a predicted model, not a curated record